Acanthoscelides obtectus is the source of this 1227-nucleotide messenger RNA. The record is from the annotation of a GenBank genome assembly. Lineage: Eukaryota; Metazoa; Arthropoda; Insecta; Coleoptera; Chrysomelidae.
UGAACGCGCACAUUUACAGUAUCUGUUUCUAAAUACUACGUCCAUUUAUGUUAAAACUGGAAUAUUUCUGCAUUACAGGUGUAGAUGAUAUCAAAUCCGUCAGCAUGCAUGCUACAUUAGCAGAGCUUGGUAUGGAUUCGAUGACAGCCGUAGAGAUUAAGCAGACGUUAGAAAGGGAAUAUGAAGUAUUUUUGUCGCCUAAAGAUAUUAGGAGUAUGACGUUAGCCAAGUUAAAGGAGAUCCAAGAAGAGCGACUGUUGGGUGACUCCGCAAAAGCGGAAAAAUCAGACGAAUCAACGUACGGUAUCAAGUUGGUAUUCAGGAUAUUGGGCGACGAGUCCGAAAGUACCUUGAAGGAGAUCCCAUUGCGUUCCAGAUUGUCUGAGGGUGAGGAGGGACCAACAGUAUUCGCGCUGCCAGGCAUCGAAGGAUUCGUCAAGGUCAUGACAAAUAUGGCUGCGGGCAUGGAUGCCACGGUUGUCGGGUUGCAAUAUGCCUACGAUCUUGAGUUUGAAACGGUGCAAGAUAUUGCCAAAACCUUAGUGCCGGUGGUUCAAGCAAAAAUGCCCUCAAAGACUACACCCAUACGCCUAGUAGCCUACUCCUACGGCACAGUGGUAGCACUGGAACUAGCAUAUGCUCUGGAGUCAUUAGGUUAUACACCAGGAACCGUGGUCCUAAUCGACGGCUCGCCUACUAUGAUGAAAGAGCUGCUCAAGAAAGAAAUGGAUGUCGCCGAGGAUCACAUUUUCCAGACGCUGCUCAUCUGCCAUCUCAUGUCCUUUUAUUUAACAUCCGAACUCGUCGUUAAGAAUUAUGAAAGAAUAGCAAAGUGCAAAGACCUAGACGAACGGAUUGACGCGGCCAUUGAGAUAGUUAAAGGUGUGAUUACACUGGAGAACCCCAACUACAACCGUGUGGUAGCCAAAACCAUCUACAAACGCUUGUUAGCACUGUUGCACUAUACACCAUCUUACACCAAAAUCGAAUCGAAGAUCUGCCUCAUCAAACCUACGCAAAUGACAUUGAAGCAUAUCUCUGAAGACAUGAACUGCUCAGACCUUACUGAACAGCCUCUGACAGUUGACUCCUUCGAAGGCAAUCAUAUCACCAUCGUAGACUCAGAAGAAGUUAUUGAGAAGAUUAAUACUAUAUUCUGCAGUUGAAAGCGUCAUUUGUCGUUUUUGAUUUGUGUACGCUGAUUAAAGUUUACAUUUUUUCUUUAAA